GACAUGGCCUCGGAGGCGGUGAAGGUCAUUGUGCGCUGCCGGCCCAUGAACGAGCGAGAGAAGGCGCUCAGCUGCAAAGCCGUGGUCAGCCUGGACAGCCCCCGGGGCCAGUGCUUCAUCCAGAACCCUGGGGCCACUGACGAGCCCCCCAAGCAGUUCACCUUCGACGGGGCGUACUAUGAGAGCCACAACACUGAACAGAUCUACAAUGAAAUUGCCUACCCGCUGGUGGAGGGUGUUACUGAGGGCUACAAUGGCACCAUUUUUGCCUAUGGCCAGACUGGCAGUGGGAAGUCAUUUACCAUGCAGGGCAUUGUGGACCCUCCUACGCAGAAAGGCAUAAUUCCCAGAGCAUUCGAACAUGUGUUUGAGAGCGUACAGUGUGCUGAAAACACCAAGUUCUUGGUGAGAGUCUCUUACCUGGAAAUCUACAAUGAAGACAUAAGAGAUUUGCUAGGAGCCGACACCAAGCAAAAGUUGGAGCUGAAGGAGCACCCAGAGAAAGGGGUGUAUGUGAAAGGGCUCUCCCUGCACACCGUGCACAGCGUGGCCCAGUGCGAGCGCAUCAUGGAGACGGGUUGGAGAAACCGAGCGGUGGGCUACACCCUGAUGAACAAGGAUUCUUCCCGCUCCCACUCCAUCUUCACCAUCAACAUGGAGAUCUAUGCUGUAGAUGAGAGAGGGCAGGAUCACCUAAGGGCUGCAAAACUCAACCUGGUGGAUCUGGCUGGAAGCGAGAGGCAGUCCAAAACCGGAGCCACAGGGGAGCGUCUCAAAGAAGCCACCAAAAUUAACCUCUCUCUCUCAGCUCUGGGCAAUGUCAUCUCAGCCCUGGUAGAUGGCAGGUGCAAACACAUCCCCUAUCGAGACUCCAAGCUGACCCGGUUGCUGCAGGACUCCCUUGGAGGAAACACCAAGACCCUCAUGGUGGCCUGCCUGUCUCCUGCUGAUAACAACUACGACGAGAGCCUCAGCACUUUGCGCUAUGCCAACCGGGCAAAGAACAUCAAGAACAAGCCCCGUAUCAAUGAAGAUCCCAAAGAUGCUCUGCUGAGGGAGUAUCAGGAGGAGAUCAGGAAGCUGAAGGCCAUUUUGGCUGAACAGAUGAACACAAAUCACUUGUCAGGUCUGUUACCUGCUGAGACUACUCAGCUGGAAGUGAAGCCAGCUCUCCUCCCUGAACCCCAGCCAGAUGUCGAGGCAGAGAAGCAGUUGAUCAGAGAAGAGUAUGAGGCGAAGCUGGCCCGGCUGAAGGCAGACUAUGAAGCCGAGCAAGAGUCCCGUGCCCGGCUUGAGGAGGACAUCAAUACCAUGCGGACUUCCUACGACCUCAAGCUGUCCACUCUGGAGGAAAACCUCAGGAAGGAAGCAGAUGCUGUCCUGAGGGUUGAAACUCUCCCUGACCAGGCACCUUUGUCUCCAGGCCCUGUUGUCGCCGUCACAGAAACAGAGCAGGUGUCCACCAAGGACACAGCAGAGCCUCAGAUAGCCCAGUAUGUCGGGAGUGUGACCAGAGAGAGUCCUGGAGCAGAAGUGGCCAUUGCUGCCGAGGAGCUUCCAGUGGCUGUGGACCAGCAGCAAGUGCUUGCCAGGCUGCACAUGCUGGAACAACAGGUGGUUGGAGGAGAACAGGCCAAAAACAAGGACCUGAAGGAAAAGCACAAAUGUCGGAAAAAAUAUGCAGAUGAACGGAAAAAGCAACUGGUGGCAGCUCUGCAGAAAAUUGAUGAGGACAGCAGUGACUGGGUCCUGCUCAAUGUCUAUGACUCCAUCCAAGAGGAGGUGCGAGCCAAGAGCAAGCUGCUGGAGAAGAUGCAGAAGAAGCUGCGAGCUGCUGAGACUGAAAUCAAAGACCUGCAGUCAGAGUUUGAGUUGGAGAAGAUUGAUUAUCUUGCCACCAUCCGCCGGCAGGAGCGGGAUUGCUUGCUCUUUCAGCAGCUUCUGGAUCAGGUGCAGCCCCUCAUACGGCGUGACUGUAACUAUAGCAACCUAGAUAAGAUCAGAUGUGAGUCCAUCUGGGAUGAGGACAGUGGCUGCUGGAAACUCCCAGAGCUUGUCAUUCAAAAAACCAGCCUUCCCGCAGCAGUUCCAUCACUGCCACAGACUAAGCCAGCCAGGAAGAGCUCCUCAGGCGAGAACGGAGAGCUGCUGAUGCAGGAAGAAGACCGCUACAAACUGAUGCUGAGCAGGAGUGACAGUGAGAAUAUUGCCAGUAACUAUUUCCGGUCCAAACGAGCCAGCCAGAUCCUCAGUGCUGAUCCUAUGAAGAGUCUUGCCCAGCAUAACUCCCCUCCUGUGCUGAGCGCCCCCCUGAACAACACCACCUCCAGCGUGGCACCAGUCUCUCCUUCACAGACUGUGGAGAUGCCCCAGCCACGUCCUUUCCGCCUUGAGUCGCUUGACUUCACCACACCGUCCUCCAAAACAAAGCGCAAAGGCAAAACCAGCUUCAGCAGCGACCCCUUCUGA
Messenger RNA from Emys orbicularis (European pond turtle), 2469 nucleotides. Its product is annotated as kinesin-like protein KIF17. Gene Ontology annotation, molecular function: microtubule binding; ATP binding; microtubule motor activity. Lineage: Eukaryota; Metazoa; Chordata; Testudines; Emydidae. The record is from RefSeq and is a predicted model, not a curated record. Gene Ontology annotation, cellular component: microtubule associated complex. Gene Ontology annotation, biological process: mitotic spindle organization; microtubule-based movement; spindle elongation.